AGUUUGAAACUGCCAGGCAGUAGUGUGUGUUGUCAGGUGGAGGCAGCAGAAGGAGCAGACUCGCUUUAAAUCGGUUUAAAUCGGUUUGAUUAUAAGGUAACAGAUGUCGCUUCGUUUAUUAACGUAACUGGAGUCGGCUCAGAGUAAAACAGCGGCUGGUUGAGCUCCACAGAGCCGAUGUCCUCAGAUGAAGGAGAGCGCCACAGUCCAGAGCUACCGAGGGAUUCAGACAGAGGCAGCUCAGUGUCUUCUGAACUUCAAGACGAGUAUGAAGAACUUCUCCGCUUUGCUGUGGUCACUCCUAAAUAUGAACCAACUCUUCCAUCACAGCUAAUGACCAGCACAUUCCCCCAGAGGAGUGUCCAGGGUUCAGGUUUAAUAAAUACCUUAAGACUUCAGGAGCAUACAGGCACUGCAGAAAAUGGGAGAGGGUCUGCAGCUGGGCGUGAAGUGAUCUUACCUAGAGCUGCUUCACAGUUAGGAGGAUCCAGACCACAGUCUCAGAAUUCUGAAGCAUUGUCUUCAGUAGAGGAGGUGGCAUCCAGGUCUGAAGGAGAGUCAGAAAGGCAUUCUGGAUCAGAUAGAUCAGACAGAUCUGGGCCAAGCAGUCCAGGUCCUGUGAUUACAUCUCUGACUGAGAUGUUUAUCUCUGAGGAGAACCUGAACAGGAUGGAGAACAUUCUGGACAUCUGGAGCAACAACUUGAAGAGUAAUGUGAUGACGGAGCUCCGGAAAUGGAAACUGGCCUUCGUGGAGCAGCACAGGCUGGAGUUGAAGAAGGAGAGGGAAAAACAUGCAGCACACAUAGCAGGCAUUAAUGCAGAGAUGGAUGGCCUCAAAGAACUGCUCAACACCUACCAGAUCUCCAAUCAGAGGAAGGAUGAGGUGAUUGUGAACCUCACACGGGCGGUUGACAGGCAGCGGGAGCGUCUGGAGCUGAUGAGGAACUUCACCCAGUGGAGGAUCAAACACUGCGCUGCCAAGGAGGAGGCACAGAGCAGCAGGCUGGCAGAGCAGCACUACCAUCUGCAGUUAAAGAAGAAGGUGUGGGCUGCCUGGCACUCGCUCAUCGAGAGAGACUGGAGGGAGAGGGUGGAGCGAGCCUGUCAAGCUCGUGCUGAAGACGUCUGCCAGCAGCUGUCUGCAGACUACGAGGCUAAGAUGCUGGAGCAUAUGGAAGCCCUGCAGAAAGCCCAGGCUGAGAUCCAGAGACUGCACACAGAGAAAGAACGUUAUGAAGAGUCCAUGAAGAAGGCUUUCAUGCGUGGUGUCUGCGCCCUCAAUAUCGAGGCUCUCAGCAUGUUUCAGACGGGAGAACAGGGCAGACAGGAGCGCGAUGCUUUACUCUCAGGGGAGGAGCCCAGCUCUAGCUCAAUGACCAGUCGUCCACUUCGGCCCACGUCUUCUGCCCGCCUUAGCCCAAUACCCAUGGAGUCUCCGGUGCAGCCAGUCCCCACACGCAGUAAUACAGAAGACAUUGAAACAGAGCAAUUUCCUCAUCGGCCUGGCUCUAGUACUGCAGUCAGCUGGGCAGAUGCACUGCCCUCCACUAUGACUGUAAAUACUACAGUACCACCAGGGGGCAGUACAAGCUCUGCUAGACAGUCCACUGCACGAAUAGUAACAGCUGGUCAGCAGAAAGCCCCCAAGAUGGUGACUGCACGCAUAACUGGACGCUCUGAGCUAGCCAAGACAAGCCGCCCCCCCAGCAAAGUACAUGUGAUGGGUGUGGUCCCGCCCAUGAGCUCGGUCGUUGUGGAACGACACCAUCCCGUCACUCAGCUCACUGUUGGUCAGGCAACAGCGGCCAAGUUCCCUCGCUCUGCUCACCAGAGUCGGACUGGAUCCAGCACAAAGAGUUCCUCCAGCCAGCCCAGAGGACACGCCUCCUCUGCAUUCCACUUCCACUCCAUCAAAGUAGUAGACUAACACCUCAUUCUGUCCCAAUUAAACUUGAAUCAAAUACGGG
Molecule: messenger RNA, 1969 nt
Organism: Astyanax mexicanus (Mexican tetra)
Lineage: Eukaryota; Metazoa; Chordata; Actinopteri; Characiformes; Acestrorhamphidae
Gene: poc5
Product: POC5 centriolar protein homolog (Chlamydomonas)
Exons: 13
Coding region: 178-1929 (583 amino acids)
Cellular component (GO): centrosome
Source: RefSeq, a predicted model, not a curated record